AUGUCAUUAGAAUCGUUAUCUAUAGGUAAUGAGUUGAAAGACUCAUUCAAACCAACAUCUAAAUGGAUCAACAACGGGGUCGAAUGGUUGAGCGAUAUUGAUGAAUUCUAUAAAGAAAGAGCUACAAUUGAAAGAGAAUAUGCCACAAAACUUAAGGAAUUAACUAAGAAGCAUUUCGAUAAGAAAGCUAAGAAUUCAACUCAUUUAUCUGUUGGUGAUGAUCCUCAAAUUACUCCGGGAUCUUUGGAAAGUGCAUCGUUAGUUUUGUGGACUGAUGUACUAACCCAAACGGAAUUAAUUGCCGAUGAAAGAAAUAAAUUGGCUCAUGAUUUUACCACCAAGAUUGGUGAUACUUUAAUCACAUUGAAAAGUAAAACCAGUAGUUUAGCCAAAAGAAUUGAAGUUAUUCAUGAUUAUUUGAAAGAUGAAAGAAACAAAAUCGAAGAUGAUGUAGCCAAAGCAAAGAAACAUUAUGAUUCUUUAUGUUCUAAUACUGAAAGUGCUAGACAAAAGACCGAAAAAUCCCUGAGUGAUAAGUAUCAGAAGAGAUUAGAAGAAAAGGAAGUUGAAAUGAAUAUCGGAAAGAACGACUAUCUUAUUAAAAUCAACAUAGCUAACCGUUUGAAGGAUAAAUACUAUUAUCAAGAUAUUCCAGAAUUAUUAGAUUACUAUCAAGAAUUGAAUGAAUCAAGAGUAGGAAUCUUGAAUAAAAUCAUCAAGAAUGCUAAUAUUGUAGAAAGGAACUGUAAUGAUAGAAUCAAAGAACGUUUAACUACCAUUGAUAAAACCAUCGAAGAGAAUAAUCCAAAAUUGGAUACUGCAAUGUAUAUUAAACAUAAUCUUAUUGAUUGGAAAGAACCUCAAGAUUUUUACUUUAUCCCAAGUUCGAUUUGGCAUGAUGAUGAAAGUCUCAUAGUCAAAGAACCAGAAUUGACUGAUUUAAAACGUCAAUUAAAUAAAUCUUCAAUUGAAUAUAGUAAAUAUGAAGAUAGUGCAUUAAACAUUAAACAAGAUCUAGAAGAAAGCGUGAUAGAAAGAAAGAAAGAAAGUGAUCAAACAUUGAAAUUCGAUACUAAAUUCGCUAGAUCAUUGACAUUAUUAAGUAAUUUUAUGAAAGAAGAUACUCAUAGAGUUAAAAAUGAGGUAAUCAUAGAAGUGAUUCAAAAUUUCGCUGGUGGUAAAGAUUUAUCAUAUCAGGAGGAAGCUAAAGUUAAGAAAUCAAGAUUUGGACUCUUUAAAAAUAAGAAACAUGAUGAAGAUAAUGGUUCAGAUGGUCAAUCUUUACAUACAGUCACUUCUUCUACCAGUCAUAAAACCAUUGGUUCUAAUGGAGGAUUAUUCAAUUUAAGAAGACAUAGAGCUAAAUCUAAUGCAUCAGCACCUGAUCCUUCAGGAACAACAGGGAAAGCAUUAUAUAAGUAUGAUGCUACAGGAGAUGAUGAGACUUCAGUUGAGGUAGGUGAUAUAUUUAAUGUCAUUGAUGAAGAUGAUGGUUCUGGAUGGACUAUGAUUAAUAAUAAUGGUAAAGAAGGGUUAGUGCCUACAUCUUAUAUCACUAUAAUCCCUGGUUCAUCACCAGCUCCUUCAGACACUCCUAAAAAGAAAGGUCCUAGUGUAGCACCUAAAAGAGGAGCUAAAAGAAUUCAAUACGUUGAAGCCUUAUACGAUUAUGUUGCUGAUGGAGAUGAUGAAAUCAGUAUCAGUCAAGGAGAUAAAAUAAUCUUAAUUCAAGAAGAUUUAGAUGGUAGUGGAUGGACAGAGGGUGAAAUUAAUGGAUCAAAAGGACUUUUCCCUACGAGUUAUGUUAAAAAAAUUUAA
Messenger RNA from Yamadazyma jaroonii, 1818 nucleotides. Lineage: Eukaryota; Fungi; Ascomycota; Pichiomycetes; Serinales; Debaryomycetaceae. The record is from the annotation of a GenBank genome assembly.